AUGCGCGCCGUUACUGCGAUCUUCUGUGCGGUCGUCACCCUUGCUUCUGCCCGUAAGUUUUGCAUACCAUAUCUUUUGAAGAAAUUUUUGAAUUCUAAACAUUGCGGUACAAUUACAGAAGGCUACGAUACCACCGCCCCAUCUCCACCACAUAAUGGAUACGGAGAGGCCGCCACUCCAGCACCAGUUCCUCAAAGUGGAUAUGAUGCGCCAGCUCCAACCUCGCCACCAGCCAGUGGCUAUGACGUACCCCCAACCAGUGCACCAGCAGAUGAAUAUUCCCAACCCCGCAACCCUGCAGAAGGAGGUAUGUUGUGUAACGAUAGGCCCAAAUUAACGCUCUUUUAGCCAAAACUAUUCAAUUCCCUCUGAAGAGUUGUUAUUUGAACGAUGACGGAUUCAUGUGCUGCAAUAAAGUAAGUCGCCAGUAUAAAUGGGUUCAAUGUGGAUUGUAGGAGCUUGAAAAGCUGAUGUCCGACACAUAUGACCAACUAUCGAAAUCCAGAAAUGGAAAGUGGAAGAAAUGUAACAUACACCAAGUCACAGUCGCCGUCCAAAGGGCAGCUGAGCAGAGAUUUGAUGUCCAGUUCGAGGCUGUCACUGGAGCUGGUGACUUCGCUUCCAAGAACAACUUCUCCGGAGAUUUGGUUUGUAAGAUCAAGAGAGAGGCAUCGUAAGUUUGGAAUGUUCGUAACACCAUAAAUGUAUUGCAGGUACAUUCUCGCCUAUGCUACUCCAAACUUCUAG
Molecule: messenger RNA, 747 nt
Organism: Bursaphelenchus xylophilus (pine wood nematode)
Lineage: Eukaryota; Metazoa; Nematoda; Chromadorea; Rhabditida; Aphelenchoididae
Source: the annotation of a GenBank genome assembly